AGGAAGUCCAGCUUUUGACGUCCUUCAUAGCCCCUCCACGAGCCAUUGCUUUCCUUUGAUGAAACUUACAGACGCGACCUGCGUGGAUUUCAGUUGCGCCGUCUAUUGCUUUGUUAGACUGCCGAUUUCUUGAGCGACUGCGCGCUACCCCGUACAGCGACUUCGGGCUAAGCUCCGGCGCAUGCGAUGACCGGAGCUCGUGUGCUGGGGACCGCGCUGCGUCGCGUCGGCCGGCCAAGGACCGGAGGAGACGGCCUCCAGCGGACCCUGAUUCGAAGCUCUCAGAAUGAACGUUCGCCAUGCACAGCAAGGCCCGUCGGCCUAAACCCACCGACCUCCGAGCACCACCGAAGGAUACACACGACACCGCGAUACCUCUCCUCCUCGAAACCAACGACACCAACGACGACAUGGCGCAGAGAACCCCACCAACCCCCAACAACAACCCACGACCCCGCAGCCGACCUCCCAGCACAGCUCUGCGGCGUGAUGCGGAGAGUAGCGCACUCGGUCGUCGUCGCCACGGCCACAGACCGCGCGGGUCGGCCACGGGGCAUGACGAUGUCGAGUUUCGUGAGCUUGAGCAUGGAGCCCGUGCCGCUGGUGACGUUCAACGUCCGGACGCCGAGCCGGACGCUGGAUGCGAUUCACGAGAGCGGCGGGGUCUUCAAUGUGCAUGUUCUCGCGGAGGGGGGGGAGGGCGCGAGGGUUGCGGAUUUGUUUACGAGGGGGAACGCUGGGGCUGGCGAGGGCUUGUUUGAGGGGUUGCCUGAGGGGGUUGAGGUUGUUGAGGAGGAUGGGGAGGCGCCUUUGCUUGAGGGGAAGGGGGUGUUGUAUGUGAUCAAGUGUCGGGCUCUUGGGGAGGGGAUGGUGAGGGUUAGGGAUCAUGUUGUUGUUGUUGGGGAGGUUGAGGGGGUUGUGAGGGGGGGAGGGGAGGGGUUUGGGCUUGUUUAUGCUGAUCGACGGUAUCGGACGCUGGGGGAGUGUUUGGUAAAGGGAGAGAAGUGA
Messenger RNA from Colletotrichum scovillei, 1008 nucleotides. Its product is annotated as flavin reductase like domain-containing protein. Bases 187 to 1008 code for a protein of 273 amino acids. The record is from RefSeq and is a predicted model, not a curated record. The transcript has 2 exons. NCBI's taxonomy places the organism in Eukaryota, Fungi, Ascomycota, Sordariomycetes, Glomerellales, Glomerellaceae. Gene Ontology annotation, molecular function: riboflavin reductase (NADPH) activity; FMN binding.